AUGACCUCCUCCCUCUUCGCCACCACCGUCCUCGCUAGCUUCCUCGUCGUCGCCCUCCCCCACAUCCUACCCUGCCCCGCGCCGCGCCGCGCCUAUGCCGAUGAGGGGGACAUGGCCAUGCAGCAGCAACAGGGCCAACAACAAAACGGUGGGGUGGUGAGGAGGGUGAGGCGCCGGAGUAGCAGGGGUGAAGUGUCAUCUUCUUCUCGGGGGGGUGCGGAGGAGAGGUUGGGUGGAAUGAGGGGGAUACAAAGGGGGCAUGGAUAUGGGCGUGGGUAUACCCUUGGUGGUCAUCUACACGGUAGCGGCCAUGAUUCAGAAUAUGAAGCAAUAUUUGCGGUUCCCGACGGCAUCCCUGCCCGAACACCAGAAGGGCAUCCAAUGGCCCGAAUGUCGAGCACAUUUUGGAGGAAAUGGACAUCGCUCGGCCAUGGGGCGGACAAGGGCAACACCAGGAUGUUCCAUUCUUUCCAUGCUCACUCCUCGGCCGUUUCCGAAAGUGCAGUCUGUGAGGGUGGCAACCCACGAAACAGGAAUCACUUUACAUCAAACAACUCCAAGGCCACGUCAUGA
Molecule: messenger RNA, 573 nt
Organism: Chaetomium globosum CBS 148.51
Lineage: Eukaryota; Fungi; Ascomycota; Sordariomycetes; Sordariales; Chaetomiaceae
Exons: 2
Coding region: 1-573 (190 amino acids)
Biological process (GO): mitochondrial respiratory chain complex IV assembly
Cellular component (GO): mitochondrial matrix
Source: RefSeq, a predicted model, not a curated record